CCGUUCCCUAUUGUCUGCUCUUUAUAUCGCUCAUAUUCGCCAUGAUUGUGAUGUUGACGUCUGGCUCGAGCAUGAUACAUUGGCUGCACGCCGAUCAACACUGGACUCAAGAACAACUCAAGCAAGGCGACUACUUCGUCUUAUCCUACCUGUUGUUGAUAGUCACGCCUAUAUUCUUCAUUGUCUGCUCCCUCAAUUGUUUUAUAUUUGCGAUGAUGAUAGCAGGCUUUUCUUCUCCAAGCAUGAUCUGCCGCGCCGUCACUGCGCUCUGGCUGGUCAUAUACGUUGUCAAUGUUGGGAUGAUUUUGAUGGAAGCUAUGUGGAAAUAUGCGACAAGCCUCAAUCACGCUGGUUAACGUCAAUAGUUUCCAGUUUGCUCCUUGUUUUAUCCGCGGUUUGUAUAUGUUGUAUAUAACCUGAUG
Molecule: messenger RNA, 422 nt
Organism: Suillus fuscotomentosus
Lineage: Eukaryota; Fungi; Basidiomycota; Agaricomycetes; Boletales; Suillaceae
Exons: 3
Source: RefSeq, a predicted model, not a curated record